Molecule: messenger RNA, 1665 nt
Organism: Pisolithus orientalis
Lineage: Eukaryota; Fungi; Basidiomycota; Agaricomycetes; Boletales; Pisolithaceae
Product: glycerol-3-phosphate O-acyltransferase
Exons: 8
Coding region: 1-1665 (554 amino acids)
Biological process (GO): phospholipid biosynthetic process
Cellular component (GO): endoplasmic reticulum membrane
Molecular function (GO): glycerol-3-phosphate O-acyltransferase activity; glycerone-phosphate O-acyltransferase activity
Source: RefSeq, a predicted model, not a curated record
AUGUCUACCGUUACUUAUGAAACUGCGCUGCUGUUUUGGAGAAUAAUUGCCCAAAUAUUCUUCAGGGAAGUUUGUCCAAGAGGUGCCUUCAAUAUCCCUCGAGAUGGACUUGUCGUAUUUGCCGUUGCACCUCACCACAACCGAUUCCUUGACGGCGUCCCCCUGAGUCUAGAGAUGUACCGAGAAACACGCCGUCGCAUUCAGUAUUUGAUUGCCUCUAAGAGCCUGAAACGUAAAGUAAUUGGUUUCCUUGCCCGACAAACGGACAAUUGCAUACCCGUGGCUCGAGCUAUAGACGAGGCUAAAUCUGGAACUGGGUUGGUUUACCUUUCACCCAAUGACUCCUGCCAAGUGCUUGGAGAGAAUACCCGUUUCAAGUCAGAAUCCUCUCCUAGGAUGCAAAUUAUGUUGCCCAAGUCCGUGAGCUCGGUCGUUGCGCAAGUCCUCGAGGUGAUCUCAGAUACCGAAUUGCGCCUUAAGAGAGAACUCGGAAGUGAAACAAGCAAGGGAACUGCUGGUGUACGAGAGAAGAUAACGGAAACUGGGGCAGAAGGGAAAAGGGGUUUUCCGUUCAAAAUUCUGCCUUAUAUUGACCAACAAGAGAUGUAUUGUGGAGUCUACCAACGACUGAAGGAAGGCGGUUGCAUCGGAAUUUUUCCUGAAGGUGGCAGCCACGACAGAACUGACCUGCUUCCUCUGAAAGCGGGUGUGUCCUUAAUGGCACUUGGGGCGAUAGCGAAUGAUCCAGGUGUGAAAGUCAAUAUCGUGCCCGUUGGUCUGUACUAUUUCCACACCCAUCGAUUCCGAUCGCGAGCCGUCGUGGAAUUUGGAAGUGUGCUGGAUGUGCCAGAAGAGUUGGUGGAGAUGUUCAAGCAAGGCGGAUCAAUCAAGCGUGAAGCAGUUGCGAAGCUUCUGGAUCUCAUCCACGACGGUCUGAAGACUGUGACAGUAAGGGCAUCUGAUUAUGACACUCUUAUGUUAAUACAAGCAGCCCGGCGCCUUUACAAUACCCCGGAGCAGUACCCUACGUUGGGACAGGUGGUCGAGCUUAACCGCCGUUUCUUGGAAGGUUGCGCCCAUUUCAAGGAUGAACCACGCAUACAAAAGCUGAAAGCUGAUGUAUUGAAAUACAAUCGACUUCUUCGGGAUCUUGGAUUGCGAGACCAUCAGGUACCGCAGGCGCGGAAAGCGACUUGGAAAACCUUGAGUCAUCUGUUGUAUCGUCUGGCCCCCCUAACGGUUUGGGCAGUUCUCGCCUUGUCUGGAACGAUAUUGAACGGUCCUGUGAUUGUUCUGGUCUUCGUGAUUUCUAGACGGAAGGCCAAAGAGGCACUCGCAGCUUCCGUCAUCAAAGUCGCAGAUCGAGAUCUGUCUGCGACCUGGAAAGUCCUGAUCUGUCUUGGUACGGCUCCCCUCUUGUACACGCUUUACGCAGUCCUCGCAGUAGCAAUCGCCGUGAAUGUUCAGUCUCCUCUAAGUGUACGGCUAUGCGCGCCCUUCCUCGUCGCCUUUGCGCUACUUGUUAUGAACUAUGCAGUUCUUAAGUUUGGUGAGGCUGGGAUGGACGUUUUCAAGUCGCUUAGGCCACUUACCCUUGCCCUCGGUCCUGAGCAUCAACGAGAUCUUGACAAAGUAAAGGGAAUGAAGAUGCGACUCUCCGUUUAA